ACUGUACUGAAAAAUUUCGUAAAAGUGAUCGAGUUCAAUGAAAUAAUGGCGUAAGUAACCAGAUGGUUUGGAUGUGCGGAUUUCAAAGUAUCGUCGAUUUUAUAAACUAUUUCGACGAUUAAGAGAAAUGUCGAACCGUGAUCCGGAUAAUUUAAUAACCACAAACGAUGAAAAUUUCGAUUAUUUAUUUAAGAUAGUGCUUAUUGGUGAUUGUGGUACAGGAAAAACAUGUGUUGUUCAAAGAUUUCGAUCUGGUACAUUUAUCGAAAGACAUGGAAAUACAAUUGGUGUAGACUUUUCCAUGAAAACUAUACUAAUUGAUGACAAGAAAGUUAAGUUACAAAUAUGGGAUACAGCUGGCCAAGAGAGAUUUCGUACAAUAACUCAAAGUUAUUAUAGAUCUGCUAAUGGUGUUAUUGUUGUUUAUGAUAUUACAAAAAGAUCUACAUUCUUAAGUUUACAACAUUGGGUUGAAGAAGUACGAAGGUAUACUUCAUCGCAUGUAUUAUUAAUUUUAAUUGGUAACAAAUGUGAUUUAGAAAGUCUUAGAGAAGUUGAAAAAGGUGAAGCAGAAGCUCUUUGUCAAUAUCUUCCUGAAGUAUUACAAGUAGUAGAAACAUCAGCCAAAGAAAAUACCAAUAUAGAUUCCAUAUUUUUUUAUCUGGCAUCUGAGCUUAAAAGACGAUAUGAAAAUCGCCAAAUAAAUGCUAAUGAAGAUGAAGUUGUUAGACUUGGUGCAAGUAGAAAAUUGUCUUCCUGUUCAAGCUGCUCAUAUAAAAUAUUUUAAGUAAUGAUUUUUAAACAAGUGGUAUACAUAUCUUUUUUAAAUUUAAAUUUGUAUAUAAAAUGAAAAA
Molecule: messenger RNA, 854 nt
Organism: Apis dorsata (giant honeybee)
Lineage: Eukaryota; Metazoa; Arthropoda; Insecta; Hymenoptera; Apidae
Gene: Rab19
Product: ras-related protein Rab-43
Exons: 5
Coding region: 128-787 (219 amino acids)
Biological process (GO): protein secretion; regulation of exocytosis
Molecular function (GO): GTP binding; GTPase activity
Source: RefSeq, a predicted model, not a curated record